AUGCUUUACUUUAAUCCCCACUUGACUCUCGUCUCAUCAUGUCGCAUGCAGUCAAUUCAUGUUGCAAUAUCGACACCCUCGUCUUACGGAUUUUGUUUUAGGCUCCUUGCAUUCUUCGUCGAAGCUCUACAUGAGAUAAUCGAAUUUCCCGUUGUCAAGCUCAAUCUUGAAACUCUCCACACUGACUCCGUCUUCCACACUUACGUGCUUCCACGUGUUAAUCCAGUCCUCACUCAGUUCUGUACCGAGCUGACUGGCAUCCGUCAAGAAAUGAUAGAUGGGAAACCCUUUCUGGAAGAUGCGCUCAUUCUCCUCAUUGUUUCGGGAGCUGAAAGCUUGAAACAGCUAAUUCUACUUCUUUUCUUGCAUCUCUCUCUACCUUUGGUCCCGUACGCCGCGCUGUCGUCAGUCGGCCUCUCCUCUGAGUCGGCAAACCGCUCCCCAUCAUUAAAGCCAUCGCAAGAGGGUCAAAGUAUUGGCGACCAGAAGGCCAACCAAGCUGGGUUCCAAUAUCUUUGUAUUCCUCCUACUCAAGUUCUCAUGCCAAGUGAAAUGAUCCGCAAAGGCAAUGCAUUUGAGGGGGCCCUGCCUCUCUUCGGAUUGCUACUUGCAAAUUUCGUACACGACUAG
Molecule: messenger RNA, 630 nt
Organism: Protopolystoma xenopodis
Lineage: Eukaryota; Metazoa; Platyhelminthes; Monogenea; Polystomatidea; Polystomatidae
Source: the annotation of a GenBank genome assembly